Ctenocephalides felis (cat flea) is the source of this 1897-nucleotide messenger RNA. Its product is annotated as peroxisomal targeting signal 1 receptor-like. The coding region runs from base 101 to 1897 and encodes 598 amino acids. Lineage: Eukaryota; Metazoa; Arthropoda; Insecta; Siphonaptera; Pulicidae. Gene Ontology annotation, cellular component: cytosol; peroxisomal membrane. Gene Ontology annotation, biological process: protein import into peroxisome matrix, docking. The record is from RefSeq and is a predicted model, not a curated record. The transcript is spliced from 11 exons. Gene Ontology annotation, molecular function: protein binding.
AAAACGUUUUAAAAAAACAAUUAAACUAAACUAAAUUUUACAUUUAAUAAAGUUCACUCAAACGUUUUAUUUUGGUUAAUGCUUCAGAACAUUAUUUAAAAUGUCAGUUCGAGAACUGCUAGAAGGCGAAUGUGGGGCUGAAAAUUCUCUCGUAAGAUUGGGUGGUCAUGCCGCUAGAGACACUGCCUUUAAAGAUGAGGGAUUUAGCAGAGCACAAAAUGCUUCUGCAGGUUUUCGACCAGAGCCUGGGGUCUUAAAUGAACAACAGUUAGUUAAUGAGUUCUUUAGAGAGUUUUCAGGACCUCCACAGACAUUCAAUAUGAAAGAUCUCCUUAAUGAAAUAAGACAAGUUGAACCUCAUCCAGUUGUACAACCAAAUGAAAUUUGGAGUACUGAAUUUGUAACACACAAUCCCCCUCCUAUGCAGCAGGAUCUUGCAUUGCAAUCAGUUUGGAAUGAUAUUCGAGAAGAAAGUGCAAAAAAUGCUAUAUACCCCAGUCCGUGGGUUAAUGAUUUUAUUCAAGGGCAAGACAUGACUCAAUCAAAUUCCAAGGAGUUUGAUGAUUCCAAAGCAGCAAGGGAAUCUGCAAAUGCCUUAAUAAACUCUAUUGACAAUAAAGGUUUUUUUUCAGAAUCAGAGUUCAUGCAAUUUAUGAAUCGAGUUGGGUCUGGUCAAACUAUUAUAAGAAAUCAGCAAGUAAUUGACAAUGGACCUACUGACUGGGCAGCUGAGUUUGCAAAACAUGCAAAAGAAGAAAAUACUUUGGAUAAUGUAGCAGAUUGGGCGAAAGAAUUUGAAGAAACUCAACCACAAGCAGAUGCAUUGGCUGAAGAAUUUAAUACCAAAUACUGGAACAAACUACAAGAAGAAUGGAAAAAUAUAUCAGCGGCAGACCAUCCUUGGAUAUCAGAGUUUUCCGAUUAUUUUGAACCUUAUAAAGAGUAUAAAUUUUCUGAAGACAACCCUAUGAAAGAAAUUCCAAAUCCCUUAGAAUUAGGUAAAAGUUAUCUAGAAAGGGGUAUGGUGCCAAAUGCAGUACUUUGUUUUGAAGCUGCUGCCUUUAAAGAGCCAGAUAAUGCAGAGGCAUGGCUACUUCUAGGCAAAACUCAAGCAGAUAAUGAACAGGAUUCGCAAGCCAUUGCUGCCUUACGCAAAUGCUUGACCAUCACACCUGGUGAUUUGACUGCCUUGAUGUCUUUAGCAGUUUCAUAUACUAAUGAAAGUUAUCAAUCACAAGCAUGUAAUAGUUUAAUUCAAUGGAUGAAACAUCAUCCUGAAUAUCAUGAUUUAGUGCCAGCAAAUAUGGCCACAGAUAAUUGGGCAACAUCUUUUGUAAAUUAUAAUCAACAGCAAGAAGUUCAAGAAUUGUUUCUCCGUGCAGUGCAACGAACACCCAAUAAAAUUGAUCCUGAUGUCCAAGGUGCACUUGGAGUGUUGUUCAAUUUAUCUCAGGAAUAUGAUAAAGCUGCUGAAUGUUUUAAUACAGCAUUGCAGGUGAAGCCAAAUGACUUUAUACUAUGGAAUAGGCUAGGAGCAACUUUAGCAAAUGGUAAUCGAUCAGAAGAAGCUGUUGAUGCCUAUCAUCGUGCUUUAGAAUUACAACCUGGAUUUAUUAGAGCUAGGUACAAUGUCGGAAUCACAUGUAUAAAUCUCAAUGCAUACAAAGAAGCAGCUGAGCAUUUAUUGAUUGCCUUGAAUCUUCAAGCUAAAACAAAUCAGGACCCGGAUAUAAAUAGUAGUCUAAGUGCAUCAGCAAUUAAAAGUAAUAGUCAAAUGUCUGAAACAAUUUGGAGUACUUUAAGAAUGGUGUGCAGUUUAAAUGAAAGACGAGACUUGAGACCUGCUAUUGAAGCAAGGGAUUUAAAAGCACUUAAUGAGGCAUUCAAUAUGGAGUGA